AUGGAUACGACAGAAAAAAGUUCAAGACUUGACACUGAAAUAAUCAUUACUAAAAGUAUUUCGCCUUCUGAUAGUUUUAUUGUUUCUAAAAUUGAUGCAAUUUGUAGUAGUGCUAAAUGUAAUUUAAAUUUGAAAAAAAAUAAAAUUGACGAAAGUCGUAUGCCUUUGUCACAACGUGGAAAGCAAUGGACGCUUAAAAGGGCAAUUGGUGAAGGAACUAAUUUUAAAACAUAUCUUGCAACAAACAAUGACGGAGAAAUAUUUGCGAUUCGAAAAAAUCGUAAGCAAGAUUGGAGUACCGAUGCUUAUGAAGAUGAUGAAAAAGCUCAGGAAGAGAUUGCUAAUACUAUAAAGUUACAAGUAGAGCUGGAUUUGGAGAUGAUGAAACUUAUUGGUGUACAUUCAAAUAUUACCGCAUUAAUUGGUUUUCGUCAAAUAGGAUUAUGUUGGGAGCAAUUUAUGGAAUAUAUUGAUGGUGGAUGUCUUUUUGAUUAUAUAAAUGAAAAUUACAUCAAAGAAAAUCGACUAUUGGAAAUUGAAAAAGCGCAAUCAUUCUUUAGCGAUCUAUUAAGCGCAGUGGAACAUAUUCAUAGCUUGAAAAUUGCACAUAUGGAUAUCAAACUUGAAAAUUGUCUUAUUACAAAAAAUGGAAUUGUAAAAUUAACAGAUUUUGAUGAAGCACGAUAUUUCAUACCUAAUCUUAAACUACCUUAUCCAGUAUAUUUUACUAUAUCGUAUGCUGCACCUGAAACAUUUACGAAACGAUACCGGCCAAAUUGCGCCGAUAUUUGGGCAUGUGGUAUCUUUUUGUAUUUUUUGCUACAAAAACGUCUUCCAUGGAACGUUGCAAAUAGUGAAAAAGAUGCUAUUUACGCAAAAUGGUUAAGGAUGGAUGAGAAAAAUUUGCUGUUAACAUUUCCGGAAUGCUACGGAUGUGUUUCAGGUGAAUUAACGGAUAUAGCUUGA
Messenger RNA from Loa loa (African eye worm), 966 nucleotides. RefSeq names its product CAMK/CAMKL protein kinase. The coding region runs from base 1 to 966 and encodes 321 amino acids. Gene Ontology annotation, molecular function: protein serine/threonine kinase activity; ATP binding. Gene Ontology annotation, cellular component: cytoplasm. The record is from RefSeq and is a predicted model, not a curated record. The transcript has 7 exons. NCBI's taxonomy places the organism in Eukaryota, Metazoa, Nematoda, Chromadorea, Rhabditida, Onchocercidae. Gene Ontology annotation, biological process: protein phosphorylation; intracellular signal transduction.